Molecule: messenger RNA, 1809 nt
Organism: Symbiodinium natans
Lineage: Eukaryota; Dinophyceae; Suessiales; Symbiodiniaceae
Source: the annotation of a GenBank genome assembly
AUGCUGCCGCAGCCUACUUUGUACACAUCCAUGGCAGGCGUCGCACCUCCUGGGCCUCCAGUUCCCGCCCUCGACCCAAAUCUGGAGCAAUUCAUUCGUCAAGGCUACCUAGUUCUACCACCAGCAGGCAGCCCACAGCUGCACGGCACCAUCUACUCGAAAGCCUGGGCCAUCAACGCAAAGGGCCCGGAAGAGACGUGGAAGCUUGCAGAUGGUGUCCUUGCUGCCAUUCCCGAGCUCCAGCAGGUCUUAGAGGUGCCACAUGUGCGCCAAGCACUGACCGGCGUUUUGGGCGACGGCUACAUGCUGCACGGGCACAGGCAUCUGCACGUGAGCUCGGACAACAACCAGAUGUGGCACAAGGACUCCUACUGGGGCUUUCGGAAGAUCCGGAAGCAUCGCCCACGCUGGCUGAUGAUGCUCUAUUACCCGCAGGAGACAACCAUUGACAUGGGGCCGACCUGCAUCAUGGCCGGGUCGCAGUACUGGACCAAGAACACGGAGCACAGCGCAUAUGGAGAAGACAUCUUGCUGCCCCACUCGGGCGUACAGAGCAUGUUCCUCCCUCCAGGAAGUCCUUCCUUGCAGUCCCGUGCUCUCCAGGAGGCCAAGGCAAACUACCUGAAGCAGGACGCGGGUCUUGUGCAGGACCUGGAGCUCACAGUCCCAGCAGGCACCUGCGUCUUGAUGCAUUACGACCUCUUCCAUCGAGCCAGCUCUCGUCUGCCUGGGAGCCCGGCACCCGAGCGCUUUUUGGUGAAGUUCCAGUUCCUGAGGACGACUGAGCCAUGCCCCUCGGCCCACGGAGUCCUCCCCCCUUCGAAUCCGGCACCUCAUCAGCUGGAGCCGAUUCUUGGGGACAUCCGCGCUUGGUACUGUGGAAUCCAGGCAGAUCAUCCAGAGCACGGUCAGCACGAAUCCUUGCUCUCUGAGCGUGCAAAGGAUGCCGAGAUCCUCUCCGGAGACUAUGGUGAAGUGGAGAAAGUGGCAGCAGCCUACCGCCUGGGCCGAGUGGGUGCACGGCAGCUCCUUGCGCGGGCCCUGACGGCAGAGGACGAAGGGACGGCGCGAGCCGCGGCUUACGGCCUCACAGCCGCCGGGCCAUCUGCCACAACCUCCGUGCUGCCCCUGUUGAGCGCCGGCGCCUCGAACCGCGUCCGCCGCCUGGCUGCCUUCGUCGUGGGCGAGACCGCGAAGCCAGAGGUCUCGACCAUCGCAACCCUUGGCCGAGCCCUUUCAGAGGAGUCCAGCAAUGAGGCCAAGUGCGAACUCUUAGAGGCAAUCGGGUUGGUGGGUGCUCGAGCUCGAUCCCUUGGACACGAUGACCUGUGCAACGCAUGCAUGUUGGAAGUUCUUCCAUUUCUGGAGCAGUCCGGGGCGGCAUGGGCCAAGACUCAAACUGGCGAAUGCGCGGCCUAUGCCAUUUUGCUGGCGGCUGGGCUGAAGGGUCAGGUACCGCCGCCGGUCCUCACCAGGCUCGUGAGCGUGGCCACGGCCUCUCAUUGCGAUCAUCUUCUGGCAACUUUUGCCUCAGAGGUGCUCCGGCGCAGCGGGACGGCAUCUCACACUCAGUAUGCUCCACCAGGGUCGCAGCCGCCCUCGAGAGAAUGGCCACCUGCCAAGCGGACCCAGGUGAGGCCUCCCAUAUCUCUUGGGAGCUUGGCUGUGAAGGUUGCACCAGCUGCACCGGUUGCACCGAGGAGGCCAUCAGAGCCCAAGAUAGCCUAUGUGGUCAGGCGCCCGACGGAUCCCUUCGGGCAGGAGUCCAAUGUCGGCUGGACCACGCCGGAGAUCCGCCUGAGCCCUUGA